Molecule: messenger RNA, 903 nt
Organism: Closterium sp. Naga37s-1
Lineage: Eukaryota; Viridiplantae; Streptophyta; Zygnematophyceae; Desmidiales; Closteriaceae
Source: the annotation of a GenBank genome assembly
AUGCGCCAGGUCGACCUGGCGCGGUGGUGCUUUACCCGUUUCGGGAUCCGUCCCGAUCGUUCGACUAUUGGGCGCGUUCUGAAAGGAGCCGACCAUUGGACCGCCGUCUCCCCCAGCAACAACACCGUCCGCGUGCGUGGCGGCGCAUACCCUCAGCUGGAGCAGGCGAUGCCUUUCACACACUUUAUUGGGCAGCUCAACGCCGCCAUGGUGGCGAGGACCGCCAGGUCGUCAUACUCUUGGACAAUGCGAGCAGCCACGUCAUCAGGAGCAACGCCGCCACAUCGGAAGACCUUUUUCGGCUUCCGCACUUGGGGCAUCGGCAACAUCAGGCUUCUCUUUCUGCCGCCCAACACGAUUGCCUUCACGCAGCCGCUCGACCAGGGGCUGAUCGCAACAACUAAGGCACGCUACUGCGUGCACUGGCUUCGUGCAGCCACGGCCAGUUGGCAAGAUGCGGGCGCCACGCCCGUGAUGGCACGAUACCGCCCGAACAUGCGCGACAUCAUCGCCUGGCUCUCGAACGCUUGGAUGAACAUCCUCGUGCGCACGAUCCAGCGUUGCUGGUGGCACACGGGGUGCAUGCCGCGCUCGUGGGCCAUGCACCUGGCGCAUGUUGGCCUGGACGGCGGCAAUGGCGUGAAUGCCGCUCUCCCCAUCGACCUCGACGAGGACAUCGGGGAUGAGGCACCCUCCACCGACCCAGAGAGCAGUGAGGCGCGGCGUUAUGCACGAGCGGCGAGCGAGAUGCUCAUUAGCUACGCACGUGCCACCGGCAUCACGCCGCGCAACCUUAGCGCGCUUUUCGAGAUCAAGAACCCUAUCAUCGUCGACCACAUGGAGCGCGCCAGCUCCGCGCUGAACCUAAACACGACGCCGCCGCUCGCUCCCCAACCUGCCUAG